GGCUUGCGUCUGAGUCCUGGCACCAGUCUGCUCCUUGUGAAAGGUGGAGAGAUUUUCACCAUCACACUCUCUGACUGUCACAUCCACGUAAAAACACUCAGCGCGACUAACGGGACGCAUCCAAACGUAACAGGACUAUGGACCUGAGCCUGCGAGAUGCACUGGGUGGAGGUGGACACGGGGUGCCGGGCGGCGCCCCCGCUGACGCCCUGCUGAAGAGAGACUUCGUGGCCUCGCUGGAGAAAGAGAGCUUUGAUGACAAGGUGGGAGAGAGCAUCUCCAAGAGCGACUACCGACCCUUACUGGAUGGAAAGGACAUGAAGGGCGGACCAGGAAUGAUGUCAUCAGUGAUGUCAUCUGGGGGACGCCAGGAUCCGCCAGGACAGCCGGCCUUCAGCUCUGACUACCUGUCUGGUCCCAUGAUGGGUGGAAAGACCGACCAGUGGAGCCCAAACAAGGCAAAAGACAGCAGCAUGCCCGACUCAUUCCUAGGCUUUUCCCAGUCUGGGAUUGGAGGGACCAUGGGGACUGGACUGCCACCAUUCCAGACCACUAUGGGCUCCACUAUUGGCCAGACUGGGAUGGGUUCAUCUGUGGAAACCCAGAAGAGUUCCAGCCUGUUUGGUAUGGAAAACAAAAACACCACUAACACCAGCGGGAGCAGCCCCUUUAAAAGCAGCGAGCCGUUUUCUUCUGGUGGUCAGGGGAUCCUCUCCAUGGAUCACUCCACAGCUCCCGUCCUUUCUCCCAGUGGCUCAAUGGACGACAGCAGUCCCUCCUCCUCUACCUCUGAACCCCUCAGCCCUGAGAGGGUUGGGCCAGGGGGCGAGGCCGGCAAGCAGCAGCAGAGACGGAAGAAGAAGAAGAGGAAGAGCCACAGUGAGGUCCAUGCCUUCUCAGAGAAUAAUGUCGACCAGUCAGAUAAGCUUGGGAUGCAGGAUAAGAGCCGACAGGAGGAGGACGAGGACGAGGACGAAAACUGGGAGUGGGAGAUCAGAGAGAGUGGAGGAGGGGGUAGAGUGAAAGGCAAGAAGACUAAGAGUCGGGCUAGACUUCCAGAAGAGUGGGGGGCUCCUCAACAGCCCACCUCCCCAACCCUGGCUUCAGUCGCCCCUGACUGGGCUGCACCUGCCGACUCUGACUCCAAAACCUCAAACCUGAGCCCCAGCCCUGUUUUGCCCUCUGCCCAAUCACAAAUACCCACAAGUUUCACCAACCGCUCCCCAGCUAGCCUUGGAUCUGAUUCGUCACCGCGCUCCUAUGAACCCAUGUGUGUAGAUGAUUUCCCCGCACCAGCUAAAGAUGGUCCAAAAGCAAACGAAGAGAAGGUUCUGCCCAGUAAACCUGAACCCGACCGUAGCGCGGCUGCUACUGCUGCAGCUAAGAGUAGUUUGGCUGGAGAUGCUAGCAGUAGUCUCGCGUUAAUUACAGGAGACAACCUGAGCCCUGUCUCUCAGACCUUCUCUUUCCUGGAUUCAGUUCUCCAGACUCCUCCAGGCUCCACUCCCGACUCACAGACCAACACUCCAAUCACCAACACCCCGUCCCUCGCCACUGCUCCCUUGACAAAGACCACCCCGACAGAAACCACACCCCCUUCCAAGAGCACUCCAGACCACCCUCCCACUUCUGCUUUGCCCACCCACCCCUCACCCUUAGCUGCUGCAGACAUCCCCCCUCCAAAAAUGGCAGUUGGGUCAGUUCUCAACGUUGAUGCCAAACCUUUCGUCCCCUCAGCCGCCCUUAUGUCCUCCAUGGCUGCAGCUGCUCCAGGUGUGAGUACAGCAGCAGCCUCCAUGGGAAACAUAACCGCCACCGCCACCGCCGCGCCCCUUAGCUCCUCAGCUCCACCCUGUAAGAAUGAAGCCCCCACACCACCCAAGGACACCCCCAUCCAAAGUGUAGCUGCACCAAUUAGCUCGACGACACCCGCUCCCCCUCCCUCCAUCACCCCAGCAGCCCCUCCCUCUCUCCCUGCACACUCAGAGCACCAGGAGUCCUCGUCGCCACAGCUCCCCCCACUGGAAGUGAAAUCUGACAACAAGGACAAGCAAGAGAAGAUGGACGUCACGUCCAGCAAGACAGACAAGAUUGACACUUUUGAGAAAAAAGAGAAAGAGGAACAGCAGAAGAAGGACAACGGCCCUGACAAAAACCAGAAGUCUGAGAAGAUCGUCAAAGAUGACGAGAAGAUGGAGAAGAUGAAUGCGGAGAAAAACAACAAGGCCAAUGAGAAGGCAGAGAAGGUGGACAAGCCGGAGAAGACCAACAAAGACGAGAAGAAGGAAGAGGAGAAGAAGCCGGCCGAGAAGAAGGAGGAGAAAGGAGGGAAAGGGACGGCCAAGUCCCCAACAGGAAACAAAACCCUGCCGAGUUCUGACAGCAAGAGCAAGCCCGACGCGGUUUCAUCUAAACCAAACUCAGCCAGUUCCCGCCCAUCCACCCUCUCCACCAAUGGCGAGGCCACCUCAGCCAAACGCCCCUCCCCCACCACAGCCAAUAAAAAAAGCCCCAAGGCGACCACGCCCACUGCUGCCAAGCGGCCACCAACUGGCUCUGCCAAGGCUGCUAAGACUCCAGAAAACGGUACAGCUGAGAAACGCCCACCUGUGCCAAAGGCCACGCCCACACCCCGUCCAUCUGCCAAUAAGAACGGCUCCUCUGCAAAUGCUGCAAGUAAAGCUACCGCGAGCAAGAAUGAGAAGAAUGAGAGCAAGACAGGAGAAGCCAAGAAACCCAAGACUACAGCCCGUCCUCGCCCGGCCUCCACCGCCACUCCUGCUUCUCAGGCCGCCUCGACCAACGGUGAGACCACUCACCGCCGCAGGGUCAUCACCAAACCCCCUGUGCCCAAGCAGACCCCCAUGGAAAAGAAGCCGGCGGUGCCCCGCGCUCCUCGAACCCCCCGGCCUAUCAACGCCCCAACACCUGACCUGAAGAACGUCCGCUCCAAGAUAGGAUCCAUCGACAACAUCAAGUACCAGCCAGGCGGAGGAAAGGUCUCCUCCACCCCGAACAACAAGACAUCAGACCCCUCCAACCCUGCCGCCAAGGCCAGAGUUCAGAUAGUGCACAAAAAGCUGGACUUCAGCCAUGUCACGUCUCGCUGUGGCUCCAAGGACAAUAUCAAACAUGUCCCUGGAGGUGGCAAUGUGCAGAUCCUGAAUAAGAAGAUUGAUCUGAGCAAGGUGACGUCCAAAUGUGGUUCGAAGGACAACAUCAAACAUAAGCCAGGUGGAGGUGAUGUGAAGAUUGAGUCCCAUAAGCUAAACAUUAAAGCUAAGUCAAAGGUUGGAUCCCUGGACAAUGUUGGACAAGGCAACGGACAGACCAACGGUCAUAAGGAGGAGAAAACAGACGAGAAGUCAUCUUCACCCCCCAGCGGCGCUCCGACAACAGGACCAGCAGGCGUUGCCAAGGCAACAGCACCAGGAGGUGUUGCUAAGGAGAACGGGGUGAAGGAGUCUUCAACUAAUCCUUUUGGGGGAGACGGACUGAGGGAGCCACUUAGCAUAGACAAACGCAUCACUGAGACAAAUUGAGUCUCAGUGACAUGUCAACUUUGGUGGGACCGGCACGACGCUGUCGACCUGCCAAUCAACUGACCGACCAACCUACCACGGCGCAGUCACUUUCCUCUGGCCCCGCCCCUCAUCUCGCCCACCGCAGCACCGAACUGACCGAUCGCCUCUCAGUGUUUCUCUGGGGUCCACCUACCAGCUUCCUGCUACCAACCCUGACCUUUGACCUCUAGAUGCUAUUGGGUUAACCAGUGGCUCCGCCCACAUCAGAGAAGAGAAAAGCACUCUGUGUUUGUCCGUGUUUCUCUGUGCAGGGUUCCAGCCGCUACUCCACUCAUUGAGUCUCUGACAGCUCUGAUGGGCCUCCGCUUAGACACAAAAGUCUCUAAAAUAACAACAGAUGUUCUGGAUUAUUCUAGGAAAGCUGCUUUUUUAGGGACUAGUUACCAUAGGUAUUCUCCUGCAACAUCCUGCCUCAGAUCUCAGGCUAAUAUUUUGUCCUGUUUCCCCGCACUCACACGUUAAAACCACUCCAAUCAUCCAGCCUUUUUAGUAAACUCAUGCUAACACUACUGUUUACUUUCAUAAUAAUAAAUUUAUCCAACUAGGGGGCUUCAACCAGACAGCUUAAUACCAACAUAUUCCAGCCUUACAGACAGACAGAAGUUCCUCCUAUGCUCUACAGCUUUACGACUCACUCACUCUCUCAUUGAACUAGUUUUUGAACCUUAAAUGUGUUACAAUCAUGCAACCGUGCAUAAAAAUCAGUACUUUCUACUGAAACUCACAGCCUAUGACAAAGCAAAACCCUUAAAGUCAAGAGUCAAUGAUGUUAUAAGCACAUGAUAAUCAUGAAGAAAGGCGGAGGUUGGGCGAUGGGGGAGCUCUGCCGCAAAAACAAUCCGACACUGAUUAAAGGUUUGAUGCAAUCUUCAAACCGAGUAUUUUUUCAGACGCCUGUGUUUGACCUUGAAGAUGAAACCUCCAGCAGAAGAAAGGAUCAUCAGUAAGGUGAUUAAACCCAUUGUCAUAAGUUUUACAUUUUUAAAAAGUAAGUUAAACUGGAGCUGCUGUAUAAAGACCCACCAGGUCAUUCUAGGGCUAAAAUGGCAGGAUUCAUAUUGGUCGCAGUAAGAUUUGUUUUUUUGCAUCAUGUUUUAGUUAAGCUACUGUAGCUCCUGGUUAGACAGUAACUCGCCCUAACAUCUCCCUAGAUCUGUAUGAUAAAAGUACCUUAGCUUCUCAAGAAAACCUGUACAGUGGCCUAAUGUUUUAACCCUAACUGAUUUACUAACACAGAUAAAGCAUCGAUGUGGAACUCCUUAGAAGUCCAAAUGCUGUCACAUUAAGCAGGGAUCAUUCAUCUUCCAUAGGCGGCUUUCUUCAGGCACUCCGUCAUAUUUGUUACAAAUUAGUGUUAAACACUGUAUUUCAGAGAACGCUCUGCCUCCUACCUCUUAGUCAUGGUUUCAGACCACACUGGUGCAGCAGCGCAGCACUCAUUCAAAGCAUGCAUCUAAAAGUCAUGAUCAUAAAAUGCAUUCCUUUGCAUUCAUUUGAUUCCCAGAAAAAAGCUCUGGUAAGAAUUCGGUCACAUCAUCAAUAAGGACUUGAAAGUUGUGUUACGAAAGGCCCAAUUACUUCAUUGAAUUUAGAGCAUGAGUGCACGUUUCAUCAAAAAUUGAUAAAUUGUGAAAAAAAACUUUGACUUUGACAGCUGUAGCAUAAUGCUCCACUGGAGAAUACUGUAUGUGGAUUCUGAGUGGCCUGUGAGAACGUGCAACCGUCCAGUAAAGCUUGCUACCUGUCAGUUAGCAGGGUUAGGAGCUCUUAGAGGCUGGAACGGUACCACAGUCUAGAGAUCAGAAGGACUAAAGGAAACAGACAGGAAGGUAGAGGGGGAUGUAAAAAUGUUCAGAGAACUGUUGUGAUGAGCUGCAGCUGUUCUCUGCUUGUCAGGACCUUAUUGUUGAUUGCAGGGGCAGUCUCAGCAUUUAUGCAAAUAUAUUUAAAGAAGUCUUUGUUUAGUGUGUCAGCGCCACGAAUCUCUGCAAACAGUUCUGGAAACUUUUUUUUAAAUCCCCGCAAGAAACAAACUCAUUUCAGUUUAACAGUUUCACCGCGCGGUGUGGAAUCUGCAUACAUAGCAUGUAGUUUAGGGCAGACUGUCCCAGCUCAGACUGUCUCUGUCCCGCCAUAGGUUCCCUGUUCUUCUGUCCGUCUAAUCAACGCGCACCACAGUCACACCUUCAUGAGUUAUCCUCUGACGUGGGAGCCCUGCAGUCACCCUGACAUGAGUUUUCAGGUCAUUUGUGACCUUCAGAGACGGACAGACGGACACACAGUGCUUCUUCUCUUGCUCAUGUGGCACUUCUUGGUCAUGUGGUUCCCCCCAGUGAAGAGAGGACGGGGCUAUAGAGCUUCGCCCUCUUUAGAGUCCUCCUUCUAGUCAGUGUGUCAGAAUCCUCUCUGAGAGACCUGCUAACUUCCUUCACACACAAACACAAGCACAGAUAUAUCCAGGAAAGCACACACAUGCUUGUUAGCAUGCAUGCACACACACACAAACAGCACAUAUACACACAUACAGUAUGAUACACACAAACACAGUCAGCAUCUGUCAGUAAAGCAGUAUGCUGUUCAUAGAUUCAUUUCUCUGUUCUAGAAAGAAACCAACUCUUUAUUGUGUUUUGGUGGUCUAUGCUGAUAUUGUUAAAACAACGAUGAGCUGUGUUGGUGUGUUCCUCCUAUCAUAGUCAUUGUCGGACAUUUUCAUCAUAGGCUCGCCUCAUCCUGCCUCUUUCUUGUCUGUAUCCUCUGUCUGUCUUUAUCUCCAAACUUUGACAGCAAUACAGCGACUAUGGUUGGCAAUGUCUGCUACACAUGCAUACAGAUUUCAUAGACAGAGGCUGAGAGUGACCACGGAAGUUGACAGGUAGUUAAGAGGGGAGUGAAUUUACUUGCAGGAAGAUCUGUCAGUUGAGUGGAAUAAUGUUACAUCCAUGGCAAGCCUGCACUUGGCUUUAUUUGCAAUGUGUUUAAUUUACUAAAGACUGUGUCGCUGAUUGAACUCAGAGCUUUUACCAAGCAGCUAAAGGUGACCACCAGUCACAGUAGUUUGUAGUGUCUCAUGUAUUUCAUCCUCUAUGGGUGGCACCAGCUAUGUGCAAGUUUGAUUGAAGCCUAGUUUGAACUGAGUGGAGCGAUGCCCAUGAGCUAGAUCAGUCACCUAACGUUUAUCAAAGUCAAAUCACCUGAUGGCACCUGUUUAAGCUGCAAGAUGUCCGGUAUAUUCAGUACUCCGCUCUCACUUUCCACCUGUAGGCUCCAGAGAUUUCAUCGCACCUCAAAUUCUGCAUGUAAAUAAAUCCGCAAGUGUUGAAGUCGGUGCCUGACGUCAAACGUGUUAUGCUGCUGUAAUAAACGCUUGAACAGUUGAGUUGACUGAUCGGAGUUCUAAUUUAAGACGGAGUAUACGUGCUACUAACAGUUAGGGGAUUACAGAAAUGUGGUCCAGUUCUGGUCAAACUGCAACUAUACUAUAGCUAAAUCCAAGAUAAUCACAUCUGAUCCCUGCCCAUAGCUACCGCCUUGUUCUCCUUAGACAAUGCUGAUUGGUCUAAACCGUUCUGGUGGGGCUCAAACGUUGUGGAUCGGAGCUUUUCAAGUGUGAUGGCAGAGGUGGAGUCUGGCAUGGUUAGGUUAUCUGGGUGGUUGUUUUGAAAGGUGGAUUAACUCAGAGGACGAGGGUUUCAACGGCUGGUGAUAGAUUACAUCCCUCAGAGAUGUAUGAUGACUCUCUUGGGACUCCGGCAGAGUUUCAACAACAAAGUUCCUCUAAAUAACCUCACAGUGUCGAUGAUUUCACCUUACGCUGGCUGUAGAUUUAGAGCGUCAGCUUUAGUUAUCACCUAAUCACGCUCUGACAUAUUCUGCAGACACUUUUAGUUGUUGAUAAACCGCAGUUAAUAGUCAGGCGUUAUUCUGCUGUGAGACAAUCUGGUGAGAGAAGGAGCACUUUAACAAACACUGCAUUAAAAUGCUUUUCACUGGCUGGUCAAAUAAAGUAAAAACACCAAAUUCAGAAUCAAGGUUUUGGUAAGUUUGGAUGCUACGUAGCACCGGUUGAAGUGAUCAUGUGUUCUCGUGGUGUAGCCAUACAAUGACAGAAAUGAAGCUACAGCAUAAAGGUAGUUAAGAGUGGACUUAAUACCAUAAAUAAGACAGAACUUACACAGAGCUGGUGCCACUUUAAUGUAAAUAGCUUCAAGCAAAAGCAUCAUAAAAGCAUUUUCCCUCAUUUUUGUUAAGUAUUUUCAUGUUAUCUGUUUUGUAUAGACCAUAACUUGCUAUAUAAAGUCAUCAAAUCUCUUAAUGGUCAAAAUGUAUUAAAAACAAUGAUGGAGUUACUUCACUGGAAUGCAUGAACUGCCUAGCCAGGAAAUGCCAUGAAUGCAGCAAUACUUCAGCAAGGCAGAAGAAACGACGGCGUCCAGACGCUGCGGGCGUGAUCCUUCAGUGGUGCUUGAAGUCGUCCUUCUAGAAACGAUUUGUACUUGUAAAGACGUAAAAACCCAAAUUUUAGGAGAUAAAAGUGAGAAAUGUUUAAAGAACACUGAAACUCUGAAGCAAUGGUUCAUUACAGGAACGUCAUGGGAAUUUUUCAGUUAGUUUUCACGGCUGUUCAACAUUUUCGACAAUAACAGAUAAAGAUUAUGUUUUCAGCGUGUUGUAUUCAUUAAGAGCGUCAGCGUAGUCCAUAUUAGAUCCUAUUUAAACAAUGCUGUGAUGUGACUUGAUUAACAUACCAAAAGCUUUGUCACUCCAGUAGAAUAAGUAGUCAGUAUAAUGGAGAAGGUCAUAUCUACUCACUGUACUUCUAUGCAUUUUGCAUUACUGGGAAGGAAUCUGCUGAAACUAUGAAGGAUUCGUGACGUGUUUGUGGCUUGUUGCCGUAGUUGUCAGAUGUGUGAAGUGUUACUACUGCAUCCAUCCUGUAGAGAGCGCUGCUUAGCCUCUGGAACACUGAUAGUCUGGCUCUGAGACUUCACAAAGGCUUACUGAGAAACACCACCAUUACAGAAGCCUCAGUAGAGUAACAUACUGUUGUCAUUUAUACAAGCUUUGAUGGCCGUAUUAUAUUAUUGUGUCUGGAAUAGUAAAUACUAUCAGAAUCAUAUGGGUUGUGUACAGUUCCCCUUAAAAGUCUUGUGCACUUUGAACACAGUCUCGUUGAUUUCUCGACACACUGAAGUGGUUUAAAGUUGCUUUACUGUAUAUUGGUAAACAUUGUCAACUGUGUACUGUACAUGUGUGCUUUUGGGAGCAAAGCAGUCUUGGUAGCUAGAUAGAGUCAUGAUAAUCAAAGAGACCAUGAUCAAUAGAAACUAGACGACUAAAAGCACCACAUAAGAAUAUUCGUAUUUCCCCGAACCAUUCCCAUGAGAGCUGCCUAACAGUGAACAUGUGUGGAUCAUAUGUGAACAUGAUAAUGUGAAUCUUUCUUCAGGAAUAGAAGAACAAAGGAAUGAAAGCACUUUGAAAAUUGUAGACGCUUGUUUGUACCAGUAGGAACCAGUAGUAGUCGUCAUGUUUGUUGGAAGCUCAGCGUGUUACCACGUGAAGGGAUGACACAUCAGUAUUCCCUCUUUCUUGGUCUGCUUAAAGGAUUUUAGUGGAACUUUGUUCAUCGCUGUUGUUUUAUUGGCUAUGAUGGUUUAACACUCAACUCUCCAGUCUGCCCUUAUGUUGUUCCUGUCAACAUUCGCUGGUUUUUACUGUCUGACCGGGCUUCAGAGUCACACUCUGACACUGGUGAGAGGUCAUAGGAACAGAUCAAGUAUGAACUGACUUAUUUGGUACAUCUAGUAUCAAACCUGCAGAAUUUUUAAUGUUGCAUGCUAAUAUUAGAGGAAAAGCAUACUGUAAAACCCAUCACAACUUUUUUUAUCAUUUUGCAUGUGGAAAACUGUGACAGCAAGAAAGCAUUUCAUGCAAAGAAGUGGCUGGUGUUAGUCAGACAGCUAACAGGUGUUUGGAAAGGGAUGUUGCUUAUGAGGGCUGCACAGCGGUGCAGGGGUUAGAGUCCCCAUGCAUGCAUGGCCUCUCUCCAGGUACUCCACCACCAAAGCUAUGCUUGCUGGCUUAAUUUGUGGCUCUUAAUUGGCCGUAGGUGUAAGUAUGUCUCUGUAUGUCAGUCUGUGAUGGACUGGUGACCAGCCCAGGGUAUAGCCCCCAUUCAGGCUCGUGGUGGGCUGGAGCCUAUCCCAGCUUAUUCAUAUGUAGUUAGUCAUUUGUGCAACAUUAAAUCAGUCUGUGGUUUGAUGCCUCAGUAGUCAGUGUUAACCAGUAUGGUUGUUGGUGGAUUGAAGCUAAUGUUGAGCUCUGCAGCCCAGUUAAAAGGUAAUAACCAGCCUAACUCUGAUGUUCGCUCAUGACUGUUUAACCCCCAUUAUAGCGCUUGAAUACAACCCUUCCACUAGUACCUCACCAUCCCUUGUAUAUAGUUUCCACCAUGUUUUUAUCACUCCAGAAGUAUCUGAAAUAAAUAAAAAUCCAACAAAAAGACAAAAAAAAAAUCUUACUUCUCAACAGGGUGUCGUGGAUGUUGACAGACGAGCUUUCACGUUCAUAAACCUGUUACAGUUAAGAUUAACAGCGGUGUUAUUAUAAGAUUGAGUAAAAGAAAGGAAAAGUGUACUUUUUCUUUUUCAGUCUGCCUUUUUUCCUCCAAGAAAAGGGCUUCUGAAGUUUCAAGAAUGUUUUUAAAUUGUAUUAAAGAUGCAAGAUUAUGAAUACAUGUAUGAGGUCUGUCUCUGUUCUGUUUUGGAAGAUAGAUCACAUAUGGAAACACUCUUUACCAGAUUCAAAGGGACGGGCAGGAAGGGGGAGACAGUGUGUGUCAUGUUUAGUGUGAAACCAGGAAUCACAGGAGACCAAACAAGCUUCGGAAACUGUUGGAAUAACAUACGGGAAUAAUCAGAUCGGCUUCCACGUUGGUUUGAAAUGCACAAAUGUUCCACCAGGCACACACUGGUCAGCCCUUUCUCCCGCCUACCACCACUCCCCUGUUAAACUAACCGGACUUAGUCUUGGCAUGUGGUAGAAAAUAAUGUUCUGUAUUAGACAGCUCCUAUAGACACCUCGACAUAUCUACCAACACAGGACUGAAUAAGAGAAGUCUGGACCAAAUUAUCCUGUCAUUAACAACAGCUAAAGUGGAAAAAUCUGUUAAAAUGUGCCGUCUAACAGCAUUUACUAAUGAAUGAAUGCUGAGUUCAAACAGGCAUGAAGUCUGCACUGAAGACAGCCAAUUCUGUGGAUCAUAAAUGAUAGAAAUGGACCCCAGACCCUGAUGGUGUGUUGGUAGAUAUGCACCAGGAGCCCCUAGCUAUGUCUCCCACCUACAGAGGCCUGAAAAAUCACAGCACUGAAAAGUAGUCUGUCGCUCUUCUGUUCCUGUCUGCCUGUUUAUCUAUCAGAUAGUCUAGAGACCAUCUCUAGGACUCUGCUUCUCUUUCAGUGGUUAAUAUUUCAGUGCUUUCUUUAUUAGGCAAGCUUUGAUUAAAAACGAAACCUUUUCGCUGUCCUUCAGUCUUGUGAUUUCAAAUCAAUAGCGAACAAGAAAGCGAUGUCUGCUUUUCAGUACUGUGGUCCUACUGUAGAGUGUGCUGUAUUCUGUUGUAGGGCACUACACCAUAGCAAGAGCAUGCAGAUGACAACAAACAAACUGCUGGUUGUUAGAGGCAUCUGUCCUAUUAGAUAGAGCUCAUCUCCCCCUUUAAUUCUGAAUAUUUGGUAUGAAAGAGAUGUUCAUUGUGAUUAAUUGUUAACCAGUGAUGUGAAUAUUAAUCAUGAAA
Cheilinus undulatus (humphead wrasse) is the source of this 11380-nucleotide messenger RNA. It is a transcript of the gene map4l, whose product is annotated as microtubule associated protein 4 like. Gene Ontology annotation, molecular function: microtubule binding. Gene Ontology annotation, biological process: neuron projection development; microtubule cytoskeleton organization. The record is from RefSeq and is a predicted model, not a curated record. The transcript has 17 exons. NCBI's taxonomy places the organism in Eukaryota, Metazoa, Chordata, Actinopteri, Labriformes, Labridae. The coding region runs from base 138 to 3542 and encodes 1134 amino acids. Gene Ontology annotation, cellular component: neuron projection.